Molecule: messenger RNA, 1968 nt
Organism: Anisakis simplex (herring worm)
Lineage: Eukaryota; Metazoa; Nematoda; Chromadorea; Rhabditida; Anisakidae
Source: the annotation of a GenBank genome assembly
AUGGAUGCGAAACGUGAGCCGUUUGCGAUUGAGGAACUGAUUGCGAAGAAAAAGGAACUGGAGGAAGCAGAUGCGAAGCCAAAAUUCCUAUCAAGGGCUGAACGUGAAGCGAUAGCGAUGAAAAAACGUGAAGAGCAAGUGGCAAAGCAACGUGAACUUCAGAAAGAGCUACUCGAAAAACGAAAGAAUUUUCUGCAGGAUGGUAAACGAUCAGAAAGAGAUCGUGACAAAGACAGACGAGAUCGUGAAAGAGAACGGGAACGUGAGAGGGAUAGAGAACGAGAACGCGAUCGUGAAAGAGACCGAGAAAAAGAGAGAGACAAAGAUAGAGAUCGUGAAAGACGUCGAAGUCGCAGUCGUGAUCGCAACGCAAAUGAAAGUCGGCGAAGUCGGAGUCGUGAGAGGAGAAGUCGGAGUCGGGAGAGACGUUCGCGCAGUCGCGAUCGUGAAAGGGGCAGAGACCGAGGCGCUGAAAAGGGAGACGAGAAAGACGAGACACGGGAUGCUGACAAGAUGAAUGAAGCGAUACGUCAACGAUAUCUUGGUGGACAACGUGAAAAACGCAAACGUGGACGUCGAUUACACGAGCGUAAAUUUAUUUUCGACUGGGAUGCUGGCGAGGAUACGUCCGUUGAUUAUAAUAAACUCUAUCAAGAUCGGCACGAAGUGCAGUUUUUUGGUCGUGGCUCAAUAGCCGGAAUGGACGUGAAUGCACAGAAAAAACAAAAAUCAGAAUUUUAUGCCCAGCUGAUGGCUAAAAGACGUACAAAGGAAGAAAAACAACAGGAAGCGUUGAGAUUGGAAGGUGUCAAGAAGAAAGCGAAAAAAGAAGCAUUCGAUACUCGACAUUGGACGCAAAAAACUCUUGAAGAAAUGCAAGAACGUGAUUGGCGCAUAUUCCGAGAAGAUUUCAAUAUAUCGAUUAAGGGUGGACGGGUCCCGAAACCUUUCAGAAACUGGGAGGAAGCUGGUUUACCCAAGGAGGUGUUAGACGUCAUCGUCAAAGUCGGAUACACGGAACCAACACCGAUUCAACGUCAAGCUAUUCCAAUUGGCCUGCAAAAUCGUGACAUUAUUGGUGUGGCAGAGACUGGUUCUGGUAAAACUGCUGCAUUCCUUAUACCUCUACUAGUUUGGAUUACCUCGUUACCGAAAAUACACGGAAAUGAAGAUCAAGAUUCGGGACCGUAUGCAAUUAUAAUGGCGCCAACACGUGAGUUGGCGCUGCAAAUCGAAGAGGAAACUGUCAAAUUUGGACAGUUGUUGGGCAUUCGAACCGUAUCAGUUAUUGGAGGUGCUUCUCGUGAGGAACAAGGACUCAAAUUGCGUCUCGGUGUUGAGGUUGUAAUAGCAACACCGGGUCGUUUAUUGGAUGUACUGGAGAAUCGAUAUUUAUCGCUGGAUCAGUGCAGUUAUGUGAUUUUGGAUGAGGCCGAUCGUAUGUUGGAUAUGGGUUUCGAACCUGAAGUUCAAAAGGUUUUGGAAUAUAUUCCAGUAACAAAUUUAAAACCAGAUACAGAGGAGGCUGAAAAAGAAGAAUCGAUAAUGGAGAAUUUCUAUUCAAAGAAAAAAUAUCGUCAGACGGUAAUGUUUACGGCAACAAUGGGUCCAGCAAUCGAACGCUUAGCACGUGCUUAUCUGAGAAGACCAGCAGUGGUCUAUAUUGGUUCAGUGGGUAGACCCACGGAGCGGGUUGAACAGAUUGUUUAUAUGGUCGGUGAGGAGAGGAAACGUAAGAAAUUGGUUGAGUUGCUCUCGUCUGAAGCAUUCGAUCCACCAAUCAUUAUUUUCGUCAAUCAGAAAAAGGUUUCUGCUUCCGUUCAACUUUAUCCUUUAUUUCAAAUUUUCUUGUAUUCAUUCUGUUUAAUUCUUUCAGCUUUUCAAUUUCGAUUUUACUUCGCUUUUUACAUUCGUUUUGUGUACACUUGCUCUUUUUUUUAUUCUCAGUCACUCAGUAUUAUCUGUUGA